Messenger RNA from Paramisgurnus dabryanus, 1431 nucleotides. RefSeq lists its product as uncharacterized. The record is from RefSeq and is a predicted model, not a curated record. NCBI's taxonomy places the organism in Eukaryota, Metazoa, Chordata, Actinopteri, Cypriniformes, Cobitidae.
AUGGAGGGAGAUUCUGUUACUCUACACACUGAUAUUACUGAAAUACAGGAGGACGAUGUGAUCGACUGGAUGUUUGGUGUUGAGAGUCCAGAUGAGAUGAUAGCUGAAUAUAACAGAGAAGCAAACACAACAUCAUUUAAUGAUGAAAGAUUCAAGAAUCAUUUAGAUGUGAAUCAUCAGACUGGAGAUCUCAUCAUCAUAAACAUCACAAACAAACACACUGGACUUUAUAGAGUAGAGAUCAACAGACAACCUUCUGUCAUCUUCAGACACUUUAAUUUUACUGUUUAUGCUCGUCUGCCGGUUCCUGUAAUCUCCAGUAACUCAUCACAAUGUUCUUCUUCUUCAUCAUCAUCAAACUGUUCAUUAUUGUGUUCAGUGUUGAAUCUGAGAGAUGUGAGUCUGUCCUGGUACAAAGGAAACAGUUUAUUGUCCAGCAUCAGUGUGUCUAACCUUAAAACAAACGCUUCUCUUCAUCUGGAGGUUGAAUAUCAGGAUACAAACACAUACAGAUGUGUACUCAACAAUACCAACACAAACAAAACUCAACAUCUCAACAUCAAUGAUGUCUGUCAGACGUGUUCAGUUGUGUUUGGUGAUGAAGUAAAGUCGGUGAUGGAGGGAGAUUCUGUUACUCUUCAUACUAAUCUUACUGAACUACAGGAGGACGAUGAGAUUGAGUGGCUCUUUGGUGUUGAGAGUCCAGAUGAGAUGAUAGCUGAAUAUAAUAGAGAAGCAAACACAACAUCAUUUAAUGAUGAGAGAUUCAAGAAUCAUUUAUAUGUGAAUCAUCAGACUGGAGAUCUCAUCAUCACAAACAUCACAAACAAACACACUGGACUUUAUAAAGUAAAGAUCAUCACAAAUACUGUGAUCUUUAAACAAUUCAGUGUUACUGUCUAUGCUCGUCUGCCGGUUCCUGUCAUUAGCAGUAACUCAUCACAAUGUUCUUCAUCAUCAUCAUCAUGUGUGUUGUUGUGUUCAGUGUUGAAUGUGAGAGAUGCGAGUCUGUCCUGGUAUAAAGGAAACAGUUUAUUGUCCAUAAUCAGUGUGUCUGAUCUCAACAUCAGACUCUCUCUUCAUCUGGAGGUUGAAUAUCAGGAUACAAACACAUACAGAUGUGUACUCAACAAUACCAUCACAAAACAAACUCAACAUCUCAACAUCAAGAAUCUCUGUCAGACGUGUUCAGAUACACUUCUGAUCAUUCUGAUCUGUUGUGGUGUUGGAAGUCUGAUGAUUGUAGCUGGAGUUCUGUUCUUGAUCUACAGAAAACACAAACAAAGAAAUCAAGAAGAAACAGUUCAGACCGAUGAAGUGGAAAUCACUUAUGCAGAGCCAACCUUCUCUAAAAGAGCAGCACAUAAACGGGGCCUACAGAGAUCUUCAGCAGAGGAUGAUGUGGUGUAUGCUGGAGUAAUGAGACCAUGA